Molecule: messenger RNA, 5107 nt
Organism: Wyeomyia smithii (pitcher-plant mosquito)
Lineage: Eukaryota; Metazoa; Arthropoda; Insecta; Diptera; Culicidae
Gene: sgg
Product: glycogen synthase kinase-3 beta
Exons: 10
Coding region: 972-3284 (770 amino acids)
Biological process (GO): protein phosphorylation; negative regulation of canonical Wnt signaling pathway; signal transduction
Cellular component (GO): cytoplasm; axon; nucleus
Molecular function (GO): ATP binding; protein serine/threonine kinase activity
Source: RefSeq, a predicted model, not a curated record
ACGCUCAGUAUCAACGCAGACGCCCGAAGAAGUGGUAGUAGUUUCCAUCGUGCGCGCGCUAACCCGUGUGCAGUAAAUACUACAGACUUUGGAGUCGCGAUUUUUUGUUGAAUAUUUUUUAUUGCCCGUUCUUUCGCCUCGAAUUGUUUCUUCUUACUUUUGUUGUUACUGUUAUUAAUGUUGUUAAAAAAAAGUAUAGCUGCUGUAGAGAGGCUCGCCAAAAUACCAACUGCAACGGUCUCGAAAUUUGACGUACAGAGUGUAUAUUGGGUAUCUACCGAGAAGUUGAAAAGUGCGUGCUAGUUUGGUUCAGCACACGACCGAAACGUGGGGCUUUCGUAACAUUCAAGAGGGAUCAAGAUCCAGAAAGCGGGAACACACGAAGCAAGAUUCCAUCGCGGGCAGUCAGAGUUGGUUUUGCUUGCUGCAAACGAGUUUCUAGUUUACGCGGCCACUGCUUCCGAGUGAGAGCGACUGAAAUUUGCGACGUCAACGACGCGCAUCAUUCGCAUUUCAUUGCACACACAAAGUUGCACUCGAGAGCGCCGAAAAAGGAGUAUUUACUGCAGAACGUACACACCAAUUGCAUCGAAAGUUACUUAACUUCGACAGUUUUAGAGGGAAAAAAAUAAGCUACAGAAGAGUCGUAACAGUGUUUUUGUAUUUGCAGCAAUUUUCGAGUUAUUAGCUUGAAAACUGCGCCGAAAUAGUGUGAGAAAAAAAAAGUGUGCAACGUGAAGAAGAAUUAAGUGUUGUGCAAGUUGUACCAUCAAACAUCGUCACGCGAGCAGCGACAUAGUUUUCGGUCCUGUAGUCUGCUACGCUUGAAAGUUGUCUGUCACCGAGGGAGUCAUCGAAACACACAAAAAAAAAAGUUGGACCAUCGUUACACACGCUCAAAAAACACGUAGAUAGUGGUCCUGCUCCUGCUUUGCUACUGUGGUCGUCGUCACGAAUCGGUCCGCGGCACAAUGAGGCAGUUUAAUCUGGAGGACACGCCACUGACGAUGGCGGCAAUCGUGCGCCGUCGUGCGGAGGCAAUAAAACACAACAGUGAGUGCGAAACGGACGACCAGCGACACAAUCAAACAUUUCCACCGCUUAGUUCGGGUACGAUCGUAGCUUCGGACUCUGGUGUGUUCAUGUCGACUUCGGAUAUUGAUAGGACGCAUAGUUCCAGUACCAGUACGCAGCAUUUGAGUGCAGUGGAAGAAUACUCCACGGUGCAGGGACCGAAGCCGACUUACGUAAUCGGAGAAAAGGACGACGAGGAAGAGGUUGAGCUAGAUGCAGAGGAGGAAGAGGAAGAUGCUAUCGAGCUUGAUCAAUCCCUGGAGGGUAAGACUGAUCGGAUGCUGACCAAACGCACUUGCCAGAGCCUGCCGGAUGUGAACAGUCCUCGAGCGCCUGCUUUAACCGCCGCCGUAACUGUCUGUGAUAGUAGUAGUGAUAUAGUAGUAGCGCCUAGCAAGGACGAGAUUGAUCACCGGGCGGCAGCUAAACCCAGUGACACCGGCGGUGGUGGUGGUGUAGUAAAUAAGGCUUCUGUUCCGGCGGCCGCUGGUUCGGCUUCUCAAAAGCGACCGAAGAUCGAUGAGUCCAGCCUGCUGCAGGCGUUCAGCAUUGAUCCCAAACUUAUCAAUAGAUACGACGGGCUAGAGCAUACACUGUACUACAUUGACGAGAAUGGCAGCCCCAAGCUGCGGGACAGAUUCUCCCUCCAGCAGCAGCAGGCGGAGGAGAAAAAACGGCGGAAAAAGGAACGCAAGCUGGAGAAAAUGAGCUCCGAUGGGGAAGAAGUGGCGGCACAGUGUAUCUGCUUUAGCUUUAGUCGGAUAUCGAGGAAGUUCCGGGAAAUGUGUAAGGAUGGUUCAAAAGUGACAACGGUUGUGGCAACAGCCGGCCAGGGACCAGACAGACCACAGGAGGUAUCAUACACGGAUACGAAGGUGAUCGGCAAUGGAAGCUUCGGGGUCGUCUUCCAGGCGACGCUCUGUGAUACGGGCGAGUUAGUUGCAAUCAAAAAGGUGUUACAGGACAAAAGAUUCAAGAACCGAGAACUACAGAUAAUGCGACGGCUAGAGCACUGUAACAUUGUAAAGCUAAAAUAUUUCUUCUACUCCAGUGGUGAAAAGCGUGAAGAUUUCCCCUUGGACAUGGGCAUAUUUGCCGGUGCAUUACAGUCGCAGAAAGACGAAGUUUAUCUCAACCUGGUACUCGAAUAUAUUCCAGAAACCGUUUACAAAGUGGCUCGUUAUUAUGCUAAAAACAAGCAAACGAUACCUAUCAAUUUUAUCAGACUUUAUAUGUACCAGCUGUUCAGAAGCCUUGCUUACAUCCACUCGCUCGGCAUCUGCCAUCGUGAUAUCAAACCGCAGAAUCUGCUUCUGGACCCGGAUACGGCCGUGCUAAAGCUGUGCGAUUUUGGCAGUGCCAAACAGUUGCUACAAGGCGAACCGAAUGUUUCGUAUAUUUGCUCCCGAUACUACCGAGCACCGGAGUUGAUAUUUGGUGCCAUAAAUUAUACCACGAAAAUUGAUGUCUGGAGCGCGGGAUGCGUACUAGCCGAACUGCUUUUGGGUCAGCCCAUCUUCCCCGGUGACUCAGGUGUCGAUCAGUUGGUUGAAAUCAUCAAAGUCCUCGGCACGCCAACUCGGGAGCAGAUCAAGGAAAUGAACCCGAACUACACGGAAUUCAAGUUCCCUCAGAUCAAAAGUCAUCCAUGGCAGAAGGUUUUCCGAGCACGCACUCCUCCAGACGCGAUCGCACUGGUGUCCCGGCUGCUUGAAUACACACCGGGCACCCGAAUUUCGCCGAUCCAAGCAUGUGCACAUCCGUUCUUCAACGAACUGCGGGAGGGCAACAAGACUCUACCGAGCGGGCGCGAGUUUCCACCGCUGUUUAACUUCACCGAGCAAGAGCUAGCAAUCCAGCCGAGCUUGAACCUAAUUCUGAGGCCCCGAAAUCCAAACGAUGCGAAAGCCGGCCAAUCGUCCAGUUCCGUUGACGGGGGCAAUAGCGGUGGCAGCAGCGCCGGUGCCAACAGUACCGGCGGUGCCAGCAGCAUUAGCAGCAACAACAACGGUGGCAACGGUGGCAGCAGCAAUAGUGGCGCCCCGGUCGACAGCUCUCAGGGUGGCAGCAGCCAGGGAGCGGCCGGCGCUGGCGCACAAUCCCUCGGUGGUGGUGCGGAAGAUAUUACGUCAUCACAGUCCGUGGCCGCAGUGGACAGCAGUUCCAGUCAAGGAGCAAUGGCUCCGGCGGCCACCUCGACGAUGGGUUAGCUUUAAUUCGUACACAUAAAAUAUAAAUAUAUUUUUUAACUUUAAUUAUUAAUUUAAAGCGAGGAUAAAAAAAAAACAUAGGAGGGUACCGAAACAGCAAGAGGUGGGAAUAAAAUGCAGUAAUAAUCGUGGAAAAUUUGUUGAAUUACUAGCAAGAAAAAAACAAAACCACACAUUAAUACUAUAGAAGAAUUUAAUAUUUCAGCAGAAGUCAUGCUAAAAGCCACUAAUAGAAAAAAAACAGCACCUUGCUACCGUUGAUGCAAGGCAUAAUACCAAUUAGAGCAGUACCGAAAAUUGAUAAAAAAAACACACGAUGCAAAUAAUAUUUCAACCAAUAUUAUUCUAAUUGAAGUAAUAUCUAAAUAAAGUCACACAUGCAAAACACACACACAGACACUCACUCCCCAAUUUAGAGCGGAACAAUAUACCAAGAGUCACAAUUUCUCCAACAAGUAGAACCAACAAAUAACGAAAAGUAAAAAGUAGUUUCAAUUUGCUAGGUAUAGUUGAAGGUUUAGUUUUUCGUUCUCUUGUGACUGUCGUGCAAACAAAACAAACAAAAACAUAUACAUAUAUAUAAAUAUAUAAAAUAAACAGAGCGUUAGGUGGGAUAAAAUCGAAAAUCUUCGGUUCAUGAAGAUUUUUCCGUGUUUAUAAUUAUAACUAUUAUUUUUGUUUAUCAAGUUUUGACAGCGCCAGCAUGUAUCGUGUUGGGAUCCAGUUUGAUUUUUUUAUUUAAGCAGACAGAAAUUGAUGUGUAAUCAAACAAAAAAUAAUAACACCCGACGCCCACGGCAAAAUCGCAGUGCGUGCGAUUUUUUAGGUCGGUAUGAAUAAAAAAAAACAAACAAACAAAUGAAUGCGUGCAUUGAUUUCUUACUAAGCUGGUGAACACGAGGCGAACGUUGUAGGUUUAUCUUGUGUAGUAGUGUGGGAAAAUUGUUUAUAUUACUAUUAACGAAAAAAGAAAAAUUAGCUACUAAUUGAAACACACACACAGAUUACACAAGUACCACUAUUAUAGUAGUCUCUUGAGCAUUGUGAGAUAAGUCAGAUUGUGAAACAAAAAGUAAAGCGUAAAAUCAGCAUUAUUCAAACUUCUCUUAAAUUUUGAAAUUUGUAAAACACACACAGACAGAAGAUAGCAUGGAACGUAACGGAUAACCCAUUUUGGAGUGACUGCAAAGCAAAGGAAACGAUCAAUAAUACAUGUAAAGUUUAAAGCUACCGGAAAUUGUAGAGAAUGGGUUUACCAUCAAUCAUGUCUAAGGCUAUACGAAGUAUAAAAACACAGUAAAUGGAAAAAAUACUUAGAAGCAAGCAAGCAAGCAUAACUAAAAUAAUCAAACAAUAAAUUAUUUAAAAGGUACAGAAAAAAAAUCAAUGAAAACCCUUUUUUGUAGUAUAAAGAAAGUAUAUAUAUUAUUGCAUAAGUAAUUUAAAUUUAAAAAUAAAAAAAAACUAAAAAAAGAGAAAAAAGCAAACCGUAAUUGAUUAUCCAGAACAAAAAUGGACGCACGCUAGGUCGAAGCUAGGAAGUAAGACGUCGCUGCGUUCGAAGCAAGAAAACUAGCCGAAAGUUAUAAUUAGAGCAAAUAAAACCAGAAAAAAUAAACAAUAUCGUUGUCGCUCUUAAGAAGUACAGACGUGAAGAAAGCAAAGCAAACGCCGCAAACUGAAAACGUGGAAAUAAUAUUUAACAACACACACACACCCAUAGUAACUGCUACAAUUUUUAGCUAUUAGAUAUUUUAAUCAGCUAGAAAAAAAAGUAAAUAAAGGAAACAAAAAUGUUAAGAGAUUUCGCUGUCAUCUAUAAA